Messenger RNA from Actinia tenebrosa (Australian red waratah sea anemone), 575 nucleotides. Its product is annotated as zinc finger CCCH domain-containing protein 13-like. The record is from RefSeq and is a predicted model, not a curated record. NCBI's taxonomy places the organism in Eukaryota, Metazoa, Cnidaria, Anthozoa, Actiniaria, Actiniidae.
GCUUAUAUUUAUAUUUAUAUUUACUCUAUUUACGAUGGAACCCCUUUCCGAAAUCGAUAUGUCGAAAGAAAGCUCAGAGGAGAAUGAAGCCAAAAGAAAGGCCAGAAGUAAAAGAGUUUUUUCGGAAGAGGAAAAACUCUGGAGGCGUGAGAAAGAAAGGCAAAGACGAAGGAAUCUCACCAAAGAAAAGCGGCAAGCAGAGAGAGAGAGAAAACGCAAAUCCAGGCGGGACUUCGAUUAUGAACAAGGAGAACAUGAUCGUGAACGAAAAAGGAAUAUGAGGCAAAACUUGACGGAUGAACCAAGAGAAAAUGAGCGUGAAAGACAAAGGAAUAUGAGGCAAAACUUGACGGAUGAACAAAGAGAAAAUGAGCGUGAAAGACAAAGGAAUUUGAAGCAAAACUACUAGCUAAGGCGACUCUCAGAUGCACAGAAAAAAUCGCUUUAGGGCAAGUUAUAGACCAAAGACAAUUAAAAAAACUUUCAUGUAUUCAAAGAUGGAUUAAGAAGUGUUCUCCAAGAAUUCAGGUGUGCGUUGUUUAGCAAACAAUCGUAUAUUAUUAUUUUUUGACAAG